This is a messenger RNA of Myotis davidii, 2528 nucleotides long. RefSeq names its product KIAA1456 ortholog (gene TRMT9B). Gene Ontology annotation, molecular function: tRNA binding; S-adenosylmethionine-dependent methyltransferase activity. Lineage: Eukaryota; Metazoa; Chordata; Mammalia; Chiroptera; Vespertilionidae. The transcript is spliced from 7 exons. The record is from RefSeq and is a predicted model, not a curated record. Bases 536 to 1897 code for a protein of 453 amino acids. Gene Ontology annotation, biological process: tRNA wobble uridine modification. Gene Ontology annotation, cellular component: nucleus; cytoplasm.
CCUUCCGUCUAUUUUUUCUUACUGCUUUCAUUCUCACACUCUAAAAUAGGUCACGGGGUGGAAGUUACACCUGGUACAGCCUCCGCCUCGGAUGCAAAAGCAGCUUUUCCUCCCCGGCUCCGGGAGAGCAUUGCAACUAUUCGGUUCCGUGGAGCUUCCCGCCCCCAUUCGGUGCAGGAAGCUCGCCGCCCGCGGGUCUAACAAUGGUCUGCGGAGGGGAGCGGCGGGAAGCCUGGGGUCCAGCCUAGUUCAGCUGGCCCUGCGCCUGCCCUCCCUCCGGGACCCGGAGGAGGGGGCGCGACAGGUCGGCUCACUUGCGAGCGCCCGGGACUGGAGUCUGACCGCCUGGGGCCUGUGUCCCCUGCAGAGUGGCUCAUCAUGUGAAGGAAUCUCUACUUGAUGUCACUCACCCUAGUACUUUUCACCUUUCACACUGAGAAGGUCGUGAGCAACAACUGUCACUCCCUGAGGGUGGAAACUGCCAUGAUUCACAAAGGCAAGAAGUAAUUUUCCUGUAAUCACAAGAUGACUCAGGAUGGACCAUGAGGCGGCCCAGCUGGAGAAGCAGCAUGUGCACGACGUGUAUGAGAGCACCGCCCGGUACCUCAGCGACCUGCAGGGCAAAGCCUGGCCCCGCGUCCGCCAGUUCCUCCAGGACCAGGAGCCCGGCAGCCUCAUCGCCGACAUAGGUUGUGGGACUGGAAAGUACCUGAAAGUGAAUAGCCAGGUACAUAGCCUGGGCUGUGACUACUGUGGGCCGUUGGUAGAGAUUGCCCGGAGCAGGGGAUGUGAGGUUAUGGUGUGUGACAACCUUAACCUCCCCUUUAGGGAUCAGGGCUUCGACGCCAUCAUCUCCAUAGGAGUCAUACAUCAUUUCUCUACAAAACAAAGAAGAAUCCGAGCAAUAAAGGAAAUGGCCCGCGUCUUGGUUCCCGGAGGCCAGCUCAUGAUUUAUGUCUGGGCCAUGGAGCAAAAGAACCGGCACUUUGAGAAGCAAGACGUGCUGGUUCCGUGGAACAGGGCCCUAUGCUCCCGGCUCCUGUCCGAAUCCAGCCAACCCGGGAGAAAGAAGCAGUGUGGACAUCUGGAGAGAAGCCACCCCUACCACCCUCCUUGCUCCGUGUGUAGCUGCUCUGUUUGUUUUAAGGAGCGACGGGACUCCAAACGGUCCCACAGCGUGGACGAUGAACCCGUCAGGGCCAGGACUUGCUGUGCAAACAUUUCGAAGGAAGCUGGGGGAGGAAAUGGGUUCUACAACACGUUAGGGAAAUCUUUUCGCUCCUGGUUUUGCUCCAGAUCUUUGGAUGAGUCAGGUCUGAGGAAGCAAAUUGAAAGAGUGAGACCCUUGAAAAACACAGAGGGUUGGGCCACCAGCACUAUCUCCAUCCAGCCUUCCAGACACUCCAGUGUAGACAGGGAUCCCCAAGAGCCGUUUUCAACAAGAGAGCCAAGUUCAGAUGAGGACGUGUUUGUGGAAAGUUCUCAGAAGCAUUUGGAGUGGCUGAGAGCACCAGCCACCGGGAAACAUCUCCGUGGAGACCGUCAAGGAGAAACCGGGAGGAGUGGCGGUGGGGAUUGUCUGGGCAGCACCCACACCCAGGAGGAGUGUGCGGCGGCGGGUGCCUUAGGAGAAGGGAAGCCUUCUGCUCGUAGAGCACUGAGGAGGGUCUCUACGGUUGACUCCACAGAUUCCAUCCCAGAUGACACAAUUCCUGUGGAAGGACAGCAGCCCGACGUUUGGGACUCCAGGGCCUUUAUGCGCUACUACCACGUGUUUCGCGAAGGCGAGCUCUGUGGCCUGCUGAGGGAAAACGUGUCAGAGCUCCAUAUCCUGAGCUCUGGGAACGACCAUGGCAACUGGUGCAUCAUCGCCGAGAAAAAGGAGACCUGUGGUUGACUGGCUCAUCUCAGACAGCCCCUCCGGAGAUGCGCCACGCUCCUGUCCCCGGCGUUGGGAUGGCGACCUGACUUUGCAUCCACUUCCAUUAUUUUUUGACCCAUGCAUGCUCUGGUCUGUAGAGACUGUGGAGGCCAUCUUUUGAAUCUUUGCGUAAACACAGAGCCGGGCAUCUGAAGCAUUUGGCGAAGGGUGUUUGUGGUUAAAUGAUGGAAGAGAUCUGAAGAGGCAGCGUGCCGUGAGCUUCAGUACAGUUUGGGGGUUUUCCCCCUGGAAGAUGAAAUUAUUAUGAGACUACAUGUGUAUAGUUUUUCAGUCUUAUAAACUGAUUUUAAAAGAUCCCGUUUAUGAGGAAAACUGAGACAGAAAGAAAUUGCUCAGCAUCACAGUCACACCCAUAAACCCUGGCACUACUUACGUCUCACUAAAAUGGACCCCAGCGGAAUUUCUGAGACACUUUGAACAUGGAUGUGAAAACUGUCUCAUUUUCUGUAGAUGUUCUCUUCAAUAUGUAUGAUGUAAAUGCCCAUAUUCCUAGACGUCUAGUGUUGGCUGUCAUUACUGACCAAGAAAAAGCAGCCCCCUUAUGUACUUGCCAAAACAUUAAAUUAGCCAUUACCAUAGAAAUGUA